CUCCCUGAGUAGGUUUGGACAUUCAAACUUUCAGCCUCAUCACAGCGUAGGAAAGGAGAGAGAAGGAUAGAACGAGUUCAGACGAAGUCUUUGGAGUAGGCUAUGAAGACGCUCACGUUUGCGGGUUUGCUGUUGGCGCUGGGGUUUCUUGUCUGCGAAGGGGGUAAUCCGUGUUGUUCAGAGCCAUGCCAGAACAGAGGAAUUUGCACAGCUCUUGGAACAGAUAAUUACGAGUGUGAUUGCACACGCACAGGAUAUCAGGGACACAACUGCACAACACCUGAAUUCCUCACCUGGGUUAAAAUAUCACUGAAACCAUCGCCCAACACUAUCCAUUACAUUCUCACCCACUUCAAGGGCUUCUGGAACAUUAUCAACAACAUCUCAUUUCUCAGGGAUGCCAUCAUGAGAUAUGUGCUGACAUCUCGAUCCCACCUGAUCGAUAGUCCUCCAACUUACAAUGCGGAUUAUGGUUACAAAAGUUGGGAAGCCUAUUCCAACCUUUCCUACUAUACGCGCACCCUCCCCCCUGUGCCAGAGGACUGCCCAACCCCUUUGGGAGUAGCAGGUAAAAAAGAGCUACCUGAUGCUAAGCUGUUGGCUGAGAAGCUUCUAAUGAGAAGACAGUUUAUCCCGGACCCACAGGGCACCAGCCUGAUGUUUGCAUUCUUUGCACAGCAUUUCACUCACCAGUUCUUCAAAUCUGAUAUGAAGAAAGGGCCUGCUUUUACCUUAGCUAAAGGUCACGGGGUGGACCUCAACCACAUUUAUGGAAACGACCUAGAGAGGCAACACAAGCUCAGACUCUUUAAGGAUGGCAAGCUUAAGUAUCAGAUCUUGGAUGGAGAGGUGUACCCCCCAACAGUAAAGGAAGUGGGCGCUGACAUGCACUACCCUCCUCAUGUUCCCGACUCUCACCGCUUUGCUGUGGGCCAUGAGGCAUUCGGCCUGGUCCCUGGUCUGAUGAUGUACGCAACCAUCUGGCUACGGGAACAUAACCGGGUGUGUGAUGUGUUGAAGGAGGUCCACCCGGACUGGGACGACGAGAGGCUCUUCCAGACCACACGGCUCAUUCUAAUUGGAGAGACCAUCAAGAUUGUGAUUGAGGACUAUGUGCAGCACCUGAGUGGCUAUCACUUCAAGCUCAAGUUUGACCCCGAGCUGCUGUUCAACCAGCGCUUCCAGUACCAGAACCGCAUUGCAUCAGAGUUCAACACCCUGUACCACUGGCACCCUCUGAUGCCUGAUACUUUCCACAUUGAGGAGAAAGAUUACAACUAUAAACAGUUUGUCUUCAACACCUCCAUAGUGACCGAGCACGGCAUCAGCAGCCUUGUGGAGUCGUUUACCAAUCAGAUUGCUGGACGGGUUGCCGGUGGUCGAAAUGUCCCAGGACCUAUCAUGUACGUGGCCGUUAAGUCCAUUGAAAACAGCAGACAAAUGCGCUACCAGUCUCUGAACGCCUACAGGAAACGAUUCUCCAUGAAGCCCUACAGCUCUUUUGAAGACAUGACAGGCGAGAAAGAAAUGGCCGCAGUGCUUGAGGAGAUGUACGGACAUGUCGAUGCUGUGGAGCUCUACCCGGGUCUGUUGGUGGAGAAACCCAGGUCUAACGCCAUCUUUGGGGAGACCAUGGUGGAGAUGGGGGCUCCUUUCUCCCUCAAGGGCCUAAUGGGAAACCCCAUCUGUUCCCCGGAGUACUGGAAGCCAAGCACAUUCGGAGGCAGCGUGGGUUUCGACAUCAUCAAUACCGCCUCCCUGCAGAGGCUCGUCUGCAAUAAUGUCCGGGGCCCCUGUCCCGUGGCAUCCUUUCAUGUGCCCGACGUUAAAGACACGGGUUCCAUGAUCAUCAACUCAAGCACAUCCCACUCACGUGGUAGUGAUAUCAACCCCACAGUCAUUUUGAAAAAAAGGACUACUGAGCUCUGAGCUUUUUUUACUU
This is a messenger RNA of Perca flavescens (yellow perch), 1942 nucleotides long. It is a transcript of the gene ptgs2b, whose product is annotated as prostaglandin-endoperoxide synthase 2b. The coding region runs from base 103 to 1929 and encodes 608 amino acids. Gene Ontology annotation, cellular component: cytoplasm; neuron projection. Gene Ontology annotation, molecular function: oxidoreductase activity, acting on single donors with incorporation of molecular oxygen, incorporation of two atoms of oxygen; peroxidase activity; prostaglandin-endoperoxide synthase activity. The record is from RefSeq and is a predicted model, not a curated record. Lineage: Eukaryota; Metazoa; Chordata; Actinopteri; Perciformes; Percidae. The transcript is spliced from 10 exons. Gene Ontology annotation, biological process: response to oxidative stress; cyclooxygenase pathway.